Microcebus murinus (gray mouse lemur) is the source of this 5063-nucleotide messenger RNA. It is a transcript of the gene USP40, whose product is annotated as ubiquitin specific peptidase 40. Gene Ontology annotation, biological process: protein deubiquitination. Gene Ontology annotation, molecular function: cysteine-type deubiquitinase activity. NCBI's taxonomy places the organism in Eukaryota, Metazoa, Chordata, Mammalia, Primates, Cheirogaleidae. Gene Ontology annotation, cellular component: cytosol; nucleus. The record is from RefSeq and is a predicted model, not a curated record.
UUCUUUCAUUACGUCAUUUGUUUAGGUGACCCUAGGGAACGUACAGUAUCCUAUUUUAUACAAAAGAAUACAGGUUAAUAACCUGCCCAAGGUCACACGGGUAGUCAGGAUCCUGGUAGGGAUGGAAGAAAAAAACCAAAAAAUCCAGAUCUUGUUAACUCUAAAACCCAAGGUACUGUACUUACUUUCUAAGGAACAACUUCACAAAAUAUAUUCUCCCAAGUGUCAGGUAGGAGAUUUGGGGUAAAAAAUCAUUUUAAAAUAAAACCAUUUAUAUAACAUGUCAUUUUUUUUAAGGGUAGUAUUUAGUUUCACAAUGUUUGGGGACCUAUUUGAAGAAGAUUAUUCCAGUGUGUCAAAUAAUCAGUAUGGAAAAGGGAAGAAACUAACGACUAAAGCUUUGGAGCCCCCUGCUCCGAGAGAAUUCACCAAUUUAAGUGGAAUCAGAAAUCAGGGUGGAACCUGUUACCUCAAUUCCCUUCUUCAGACUCUUCAUUUCACACCUGAAUUCAGAGAAGCUUUAUUCUCUCUUGGUCCAGAAGAGCUUGGUUCAUUCGAAGAUAAAGAUAAACCCGAUGCAAAGGUUCGAAUCAUACCUUUGCAGUUACAGCGCCUGUUUGCUCAGCUUCUGCUCUUAGACCAGGAAGCUGCAUCCACAGCAGACCUCACUGACAGCUUUGGGUGGACCAGCAAUGAGGAGAUGAGGCAACAUGAUGUGCAGGAACUGAAUCGAAUUCUUUUCAGUGCUUUGGAAACUUCUUUAGUUGGGACCUCUGGCCAUGACCUCAUCAAGCGUCUGUAUCACGGAACCAUCAUUAACCAGAUUGUUUGUAAAGAAUGUAAGAACAUCAGUGAGAAGCAGGAAGACUUCUUAGAUCUAACAGUAGCAGUAAAAAAUGUAUCUGGUUUGGAAGAUGCACUCUGGAACAUGUACGUAGAGGAGGAAGUUUUUGACUAUGACAACUUGUACCACUGUGGAACUUGUGACAGGCUGGUUAAAGCAGCAAAGUCAGCCAAAUUACGUAAGCUGCCUCCCUUUCUUACUGUUUCAUUGCUAAGAUUUAAUUUCGAUUUCGUGAAAUGUGAACGCUACAAAGAAACUAGCUGUUAUACGUUCCCUCUCCGGAUCAAUCUCAAGCCUUUUUGUGAACAGAGUGAAUUGGAUGACUUAGAAUAUAUAUAUGACCUCUUCUCAGUUAUUAUACACAAGGGUGGCUGCUAUGGAGGACAUUAUCAUGUAUAUAUUAAAGAUGUUGAUCAUUUGGGAAAUUGGCAAUUUCAAGAGGAAAAAAGUAAGCCAGAUAUGAAUUUGAAAGAUAUUCAGGAUGAAGGAGAGAUUGAUGAUCCACUGAUGAUUCUAAAAGCAAUCUUAUUACAGGAGGAGAAUAAUCUAAUUACUGUUGAUCAGCUGGGCCAGAAACUCUUGAAAAAGACGGGAAUAUCUUGGAACAAGAAAUACAGAAAGCAGCAUGGACCACUGCGAAAGUUCUUACAGCUCCAUUCUCAGAUGUUUCUACUCAGUUCAAAUGAAAGUACAGUUAGUCUAUUGAAGAACUGUUCUCUCCAGGCUGAGUCUGAUUUCCAAAGGAAUGAUCAACAGAUUUUCAAGACACUUACUUCAGAGUCCUUGGGAUUAAACAGUAGCACCUCCUGUCCUCACUGGUUUGAUAUAAAUGAUUCCAAAGUCCAACCAAUCAAGGAAAAGGAUAUUGAACAGCAAUUUCAGGGUAAAGAAAGUGCCUAUAUGUUGUUUUAUCGGAAAUCCCAGUUACAGAGACCCCCUGAAGCUCGAGCUAAUCCAAGGUAUGGAGUUCCAUGUCAUUUGCUGAAUGAAAUGGAUGCAGCUAACAUUGAACUGAAAACAAAAAGGGCAGAAUGUGAUUCUACAAACAAUAAUUUUGAAUUGCAUCUCCACCUGGGCCCUCAAUAUCAUUUCUUCAAUGGGGCUCUGCACCCAGUAGUCUCUCAAACAGAAAGCGUGUGGGAGUUGACUUUUGAUAAAAGAAAAACUUUAGGAGAUCUCCGACAAUCAAUAUUUCAGCUAUUAGAAUUUUGGGAAGGAGAUAUGGUUCUUAGUGUUGCAAAGCUUGUACCUGCAGGACUUCACAUUUACCAGACACUUGAAGGAGACGAACUGACACUGUGUGAAAUUGAAAUUGCUGAUGGGGAAGAUAUCUUUGUAUGGAAUGGGGUAGAGGUUGGUGGAGUCCAGAUUCAAACUGGUAUUGACUGCGAACCUCUGCUUUUAAAUGUUCUUCAUCUAGACACAAGCAGUGAAGGAGAAAAGUGUCAGCAGGUGAUAGAAUCUCCACACGUCUUUCCAUCUAAUGCAGAAGUGGGCACUGUCCUCACAGCCUUAACAAUCCCAGCAGGUGUUGUCUUCAUAAACAGUGCUGAGUGUCCAGGUGAGGAGAGCUGGACUGCCAUUCCCAAGGAAGACAUGAAGAAAACAUUCAGAGAACAAGGUCUCAGAAAUGGAAGCUCGGUUUUAAUUCAGGAUUCUAAUAAUGAUGAUAACAGUUUGUUGACCAAACAAGGGAAAUGGACUAAUAUAAAUGAGAUCGACUGGCUCCAAGUUAAAAAUUUAUGCCAAUUAGAUUCUGAAGAGAAGCAAGUUAAAGUAUCAGUAACUGGUAACACGGUGGUGUUUGAUAUUCGAAUUAAAGCCAUAAAGGAAUUAAAAUUAAUGAAGGAACUAGCUGAGAACAGCUGUUUGAGACCUAUUGACAGAAAUGGGAAGCUGCUUUGCCCAGUGCCAGACUGUUAUACUUUGAAGGAGGCAGAAUUGAAGAUGGGGAGUUCAUUGGGCCUGUGUCUUGGAAAAGCACCAACUUCCUCUCAGCUGUUCCUGUUUUUUGCGAUGGGGAGUGACGUUCAACCUGGUACAGAGAUGGAGAUCAUAGUAGAAGAAACAGUAUCUGUGAGAGAUUGUUUAAAGAUAAUGCUGGAGAAAUCUGGCCUACCAGGAGAUACAUGGCAUUUGCGAAAAAUGGAUUGGUGCUAUGAAGCUGGGGAGCCUUUAUGUGAAGAAGAUGCAACACUGAAAGAGCAUAUGAUAUCUUCUGGAGAUACUUUGCUUUUAAUGGAAGGAAAACUUCCUCCUCUGGGUUUCCUGAAGGUGCCCAUCUGGUGGUACCAGCCUUGGGAUCCCUCAGGACACUGGGAAAGCCAUCAGGACCAGACCAACUGUAUUCCUUCUCAAGGCAGGGUGUGGAGAGCUGCUUCCACCCAAGGUGCUCCCGGGAACGUGCCCGCAGAAGGUUGUGUCCUCUAUGUGGGAGACGUAGAGAUCUCAGAAGAUGCUGUGCUGGCGGAUCUGAAGUCUCAGGCCAUGACGUUGCCCCCCUUCCUGGAGUGUGGUGUUCCAUCCCCAGCCUUCCUCAGAGCCUGGACGGUGGAGAGUAAGCGCCCAGGCAGGCUUUUACGAACCAACCGGCAGCCGCUCAAGGAAUAUAAACUAGGACGGAGAACAGAGAUCUGCUUAGAGCCCCUUCAGAAAGAAGAAAACUUGGGCCCCCAGGACGUGCUGCUGAGGACACGGAUGCGCAUCCCGGGGGAGAGGGCCUACGCUCCGGCCAUGGACUUGGUGUGGGACGCCGCCCGAGGCUGGACUGCCGGCUCCCUGAGGCAGAGGGUUGCCCAUUUCUAUUCUCUUCCUAUGGAGAAAAUUGAAAUUGCCAAAUACUUCCCUGAAAAGUUCGAGUGGCUUCCAAUAUCUAGCUGGAACCAGCAAAUGACCAAGAGAAAAAAGAAGAAAAAGCAAGACAAUUUGCAAGGGGCACCGUAUUACUUGAAAGAUGGAGAUACGAUUGGUGUUAAGAAUCUCCUGGUCGAUGACGACGAGGAUUUCAGUACAGUCAGAGACGACACUGGAAAAGAAAAACAGCAACAACUCGCUCUGGGGAAAAAGAAAAGCCGAGAAGCCCUCCACGCGCAGAGCAGCGAUGUCUUCUCCAGCGCAGAGACGCCUGGCCGGCCCCGAGGACCGGAAGCUUCUCUUUCUAUCCAUGUUGGGAGUUUCAGAUAGCACUGGCCACAGUUGUUCUCCUGGGACACGGGGCCCAGGCUCUGCGCCCCGAUACAGCCAUCUGGUCCACUCCAUGAAAGCGAGUUGUUGUCAGUCUGUGACUGGACCGGCUGGUUCCUGUGGAGCCUCAGGUCCCAAGUCCUCUGCUUCAUCACAAGCACAGGACAUCUCCUCUCAGGCCAGGCAGGUGCACUUGGUCGCUCAGCUCUAUGACACACACCAGACCUGACACCAUGCGCACAGGUGCCAACCAGGUGUUGACCUCACACAACACCUGACCCUCAGCCACCCUUUUUACCAGAAAAUUUACUACUUGUGCGUUAACCACAGGUAUGGCUAAAACGGCAUGUUGCUCAGCUCGGAUAAAUCUGUGUAAAAUGUGCACGUAUUCAAUCACUUCCGCUACUGUUCAGAUGACUCUCUUAGUCAUCUGCAUUGACAAAGGCUCCGACUUCUCAUCUCAUGCUGCUGGGCUGGCCGGGCCUGUGCCUUACUGGAAAGGGCAGUCUGCUUUCUGGACGUCAUUUCCCCACGCUGUCUGGUCCUCACCUAUUUCCUGUUUCCCCCUUUGCACUGAGUUAAAACCGUGACGCUGAAGUGUUAGCGCGCUUUCCAUAUGAGGAGACAGACGGGACACCCCCCAAAGCUGCAGGUGCUCUGCUAGAGCAGAGGCAGCCUCGGUGUGCCCAGCUCGGAGUGCUCGGUCUGACCUAGCUGGUCUGUGUCCAGAACAUUCUCACUGCUGUGGCUGCUGCUGCCCCGGGCGCCUCAGCCUCCGCGGUCCGGAGGCCUGGUGGGCAGGGCCGCGCGGACAAGCCUGGCGCAGUCUACGGGCUCGAAGUCGCCCUGGGCAGGCUGAGUUGACAUAUUCCUGAGUAGUCUCAGUUAAAACAGAUGAGAAAAAGAAAGUAUAAAGAUUUUUUUCCUCUUAAUUCAACACAGAUUACUGAUCAACUUAAAGGAUCUAAUUGGCAUUUGUAAAUACAGCACCUGUGUCACUGAAUUGAUUCGGGACAACGGGAUGGCUGACUUCCUC